AUGCAGGACGCACCACAACGAAGGACACAGGAGACCGAGAUGGCCAGUAUACCUACGGAAGGAAGGCCGGUUGUACCGGUAGAGGUUGAACAAGGGAUUACACCCUGUCCCCCCGCUGUUCUGAACAGUAUUGCCGCAGUGUCUCAGGCUUUUAUUCAAGCCAGAACGGAGUGGAGGUACAUGUACUGCUUGAGGGAAUGGUUCGCUUUCGUUCAGGAGAACACGCUUGUCUCUCCCCGGAAUGCCGCCGCUUUCAUGUGGGAAAGGGUCUUCGUCAAAACCAGCCACUCCUACAGAUCUACCAUCCUCACUGUCGAUCAACUCGAUGCCGAUGGCGAUGGCGAACGCAAACGAGCAUCCAAGAAGUAA
Molecule: messenger RNA, 369 nt
Organism: Cryptococcus amylolentus CBS 6039
Lineage: Eukaryota; Fungi; Basidiomycota; Tremellomycetes; Tremellales; Cryptococcaceae
Exons: 2
Coding region: 1-369 (122 amino acids)
Source: RefSeq, a predicted model, not a curated record